AUGAAAAUCCUGGUCUUGGUCUUGAUUUGUCUACACCUCUCAGAGGGUGUGGAAAGAAUCAUUCUGAAGAAAGGCAAGUCCAUCCGCCAGGUGAUGGAAGAGCGGGGUGUAUUAGAGACAUUCCUGAAGAACCACCCAAAGGCUGAUCCAGCUGCCAAGUAUCUUUACAAUAAUGAUGCUGUUGCUUAUGAACCCUUCACCAACUACCUGGAUUCCUACUACUUUGGAGAGAUCAGCAUUGGGACACCGCCACAAAAUUUCCUGGUCCUCUUUGACACAGGCUCCUCCAACCUGUGGGUGCCCUCUACCUACUGCCAAAGCCAGGCCUGCUUCAAUCACAACAGGUUCAACCCCAGCAGUUCCUCUACCUACAGAAACAAUGGGCAAACCUAUACACUGUAUUAUGGAAGUGGCAGCCUGACUGUGCUCCUGGGAUAUGACACUGUUAAUGUAAGUGUUUUAUGGGCAUAAUUUAUAUUUCCAGUUCUCUGAUACUCUGGGUGUUCCUCUGAGGAGGCUCCUCUCCCUCGUGCCUUCAGCCUGGUGGAGUCUGAAGAGCAGAUCAGAGGACAAGACCCUUCGUCCUGUGGUUCCUCUCUGCCUGAUCAUGUGUAUUGUGGGAACUCAUGCUCUUCUCCUUGUCUCCAUAGCCAACCAACCUAUCAGUAUGGUGGGGAGCUCAUCCUGGGAGGUGUGGACUCCCAAUUUUAUUUUGGUGAGAUCGUCUGGGCUCCUGUCACCCGGGAAAUGUACUGGCAGAUUGCCAUCGAUGAGUUUCUUAUUGAUAACCAGGCCACUGGCUUGUGCUCCCAGGGCUGCCAGGGGAUCGUGGAUACGGGAACCUUCCCACUGACUGUUCCCCAGCAGUACUUGGACUCCUUUGUGAAGGCAACAGGAGCCCAACAAGAUCAGAAUGGUGAUUAUGUGGUCAACUGCAGCUCCCUACAGAGCAUGCCCACCAUGACCUUUGUCAUCAGCGGGACCCCAUUACCUCUGCCUCCCUCUGCCUAUGUCUUCAAUAAUAAUGGCUACUGCACGCUUGGGAUUGAGGCCACUUACUUGCCCUCCCCCACUGGGCAGCCCCUGUGGAUUCUAGGAGAUGUUUUCCUCAAGGAAUAUUACACUGUCUAUGACAUUGGGAACAGCAGGAUGGGUUUUGCCCUCUCUAAGUAG
Molecule: messenger RNA, 1173 nt
Organism: Mirounga angustirostris (Northern elephant seal)
Lineage: Eukaryota; Metazoa; Chordata; Mammalia; Carnivora; Phocidae
Product: pepsin B-like
Exons: 8
Biological process (GO): proteolysis
Molecular function (GO): aspartic-type endopeptidase activity
Source: RefSeq, a predicted model, not a curated record